This is a messenger RNA of Phanerochaete carnosa HHB-10118-sp, 1429 nucleotides long. RefSeq lists its product as uncharacterized. Gene Ontology annotation, molecular function: ATP binding; protein serine/threonine kinase activity. The transcript is spliced from 2 exons. The coding region runs from base 1 to 1374 and encodes 457 amino acids. Gene Ontology annotation, biological process: protein phosphorylation; intracellular signal transduction. The record is from RefSeq and is a predicted model, not a curated record. Lineage: Eukaryota; Fungi; Basidiomycota; Agaricomycetes; Polyporales; Phanerochaetaceae.
AUGUCUGCUCGCUCUGCUAUGCCGGACAUGUCUGGCCGUGUCGUUGGCAACGGCCAGUACCAGCUCAUCCAAAUGCUGGGGUCUGGGUCAUACGGAGUAGUCUAUCGAGCCGUCGACCUCGCCUGGUCGUACUCGUCUUCUUCGUCGAAGACCUCGCCUCGGAUAGCGAUCAAGGUUCUCCACAAGGAGUCCUUGACUCCUACCGCUACCAGGCGAGUGAGACGAGAAGUCUCUGCUCAUCGCGAGAUGUCAGAUCAUCCUAAUGUCGUCUCGAUGCAUGACGCAUUCGAGGACAAGGAAAAUAUCUACAUCGUCUUGGACUAUUGCCCUGGUGGCGAUUUGUUCGAGAAAGUCGUCGAUGAGAAGAUGUACUUCCGCAACGACGAUUCGGCGAAGUCGGUCUUCCUGCAGAUCUUGGAUGCCGUAGAGGCCUGCCACCGCAGGCGCGUCUACCAUCGGGACUUGAAGCCCGAAAACAUCCUGGUCUCGCGGGACGGCUCGGAGACUUAUCUCACUGACUUCGGGCUUGCUACCUGCAACCAAGUCAGUGAGACGUUUGGCUGUGGUAGCUCAUACUACAUGAGCCCAGAGUGCAUUGGAAAGGAGACUGUUCAUGUCCCCUACUCCAACCGUGCCUCUGACAUUUGGGCUCUUGGCGUCAUUCUCGUCAACAUAAUCACCAGCCGCAGUCCGUGGAACAAAGCUAUGUCCACGGACCCGUGCUUCCGUGAAUAUUUGUCGCACGAGAAUUACCUCCGGGAGAUGCUCCCAAUCUCGGAGGGCGCCCAAAAGAUUCUGCGUCGCAUCUUUGUGUGCGAGCCGACGGAGCGUAUUACCAUCCCCGAGCUCCGAAAGGCUAUCAUCAAUCUCGAUACGUUCUUCAUGACGAACGACGAGAUUGCGCACGCGACGGACAAUGUACGCGUCGCUGCGGCGUUCUGCGGUCUUCACAUCGAGCCGGCGACGAGUGCAGUUGAGUCCGCUAUGGCGGACAGCAAGGCGGCAAAACAUGUCGCCGCGGCUGCCCCCCCUCGUACGCCGCCGAUGCACUUCGCGGAAACUCCAGAGCACGUGUCUCUUCUAGCUACCGCCAACGUAUUCGUUGUUGGCGGUUUGUCGGAGGAGGCUAGCAGCUACAGCUCGGCUAGUGACGCUAGCUCGAGCGACCCCGAGAGCAAGGGCCCCGUGACGCCAUCCCAAUCGGUCCGGGAGCUCGACCUUGUCGUGACAGAGUUCCAGCUCCAGCUGUCAGAGCCUGGUGCUGGUUUUCUGCCGGGGUCGAAGGGGAAAGGUGGUGUGAAGCUGCGCGGACUUGGUCUAUUGAUGGAUGUUCCGGUGGUGGAGAGUGAAUCAGGCUCAGCCUGUAGUCUGUAGAACAGUCGGCGAACAUUAAUCCUUAGACGUCUGUCGUACGCUGGCGUACACAGAC